GUGUUUGUUGCUUCCUUCUCGCUUCCAAUGAUCGUCCAUUACAUUCAUUUAUUUCCAUCAUCAUGCCCACCUUGGCAUUGGAGACGCCAUCCCCUCGAGGAACCUCGGCUCGUCAAGCUUCACCGUCUCAGGAUACGGCACCGUCGGUGACUCCAGGAUCGCGCCAUGACAAUACUGCUGCUGAAGAAGAAGAAGAGGACGAGUGGCUCAUGUCCUGCCGGACCGAAAAUGGCAAAGAUUUGGUCACACUGCUGUCGUCCCUACAGCACGUGUCGGCCCAUCCUUCGGAUGCCAUGAAUACAACAUCCUCCAGCUUGAAUGCUUCCACAACCACACAAUCCACUCGGAGAUCUUUCUCCUCCCAAAGCCGGCGCAAACGCCACAAAAAAAUUCAACCCGUCACCAUCAUGUGUUCGGCCGAAGUCUUUGCGUUUCACGUCUUUGGACCGGCCAAACAGUCCGAAGCCAGCAUUGAAUUGCAAAGAGCGAUGUUCUCGCAGUAUCAAGUCCGAAAGGAAAAUCCAGAACAAGAAGACUGGCAAGCCGAAGGAGAUUUCUGCAUCAAUUUGACGUCUCUACUAUCCGCCUUGCAAUGGUUGGGUCCACUCGAUAAUCACCGAACGACUGUGGGCAUGAGCUACAAUCUACGGACAGAAAUAUUCCGAGUGGAAUUGUUGCAAGAUGCGGGUUCCGGUGGUACGAAUGCAGGAGGAGUACUCUGUGUCACUGAAAUUCAAGGACUGUUACCAGCCGAAGAUGAUCCCGAUGGGGAUUCCCUUUCCAAUGCGUAUAAAUCACACCCUGUGGCCGCCAGAAUGCAUCUACGAUCUAGUAUUCUGAGAGAGCUAUUGCCCGAAUGGAGUAACGUCGCGGGAGCCUCCACUGCCGCCAUGGCGUUUUCCAUGAAAAAGGGACUCGAGAUUGCCGUCACGGGACACUAUGGGGAAACCUGGUUGCAAAUUCCUGCCACGGGGGAUCACAUGUUGGCACCCUUGGAAUUAGUAGCAGCCGAUCAAGAUCAAGGCAAAACGACGACAAUCACACGAUCCUAUGCUAUGCAUUCACUGCUCAGUAGCAUGAAGGGACUGGACCUGGCAGAAGAAUCCGUCUUGUCCAUCAAUUCACAAGGCAUCAUGGCCAUUCAGCACAAAACCAUGGAAAUACCAGGGCAAGAUAAAAUGUCCAACUUUGUCGAUUUCAUCAUGACUUGUCUGGAAGAUGAGGAUGAUGAUGACGAGGAAGACGACGAAGAAGAAGGGUCCCAAAAAUCCGCACAAGAGUCCAUGCGUCGUUUUCAGGCUUCUCAGAGUCAAGGUGGUGGUGAUGACACGGCUAGUCAUAGUCGGCAAUCCACCACCGCCGCCACACCCCGCCGCCGCUGCCGCGUGGAGGAAGAAGACGAUGGUUCACGGACUACUACUGCUACUCCACACAACGCGACGGGGGAUGAUGUGGAUGGCAGUGAAACAGAAGGAGAGUCUCCUCGGGAACGUCAGAAACGACAAGCAAGAGAGCGCAAGCGAGAGCAAUCCUUGCAGAGUGAAGAAGAAGAAGACAAUGAUGAAACCACCAUCAACAACAUCGCCCCCUUGUUUGCGUCUGUGGUGGCAUCCUCCAGCCAAUCGGGGAGGGAUUCACCUCCUCGACGCCGUGCAAGACGAUCUACUUCACAGCGGCGACAACGACCUUUGGACUCUCGCCGGUCGGGAGGUCGUCGUUCACGGGGUAAUGGCGGAGAAGACAGUGACGCUUCCAAAAACAUGCUAGAGAGCAGUGAUGACGAGGAGAAGAAUCAGAAUAGCAGCAGCGACGACGAUGAGGAUCAUUUGGAUUUGGAUGCAUUGGCAAAUUCUCCGGUGGGAGGACGAGACAAUCGAGAGCAAGAGUGUGCUUCUCCAGAGUUGGUCAUCAAAUAGAAGGUAGUACUAUAGAUCGUCUAGCUAUCAAAUCAAGGAUAGCUAUUGUACCAUAUCCAGAUUAUGCUUAGCUGCCUAUAUCUAUGUAGCCACUUCA
Seminavis robusta is the source of this 2013-nucleotide messenger RNA. Lineage: Eukaryota; Bacillariophyta; Bacillariophyceae; Naviculales; Naviculaceae. The record is from the annotation of a GenBank genome assembly.